GCUGUCAAGAGACAUAACUUGACUAAAAUGUGGUUCAUGAAGAUCAUUGAUGAAAGAGAGAAGAAUUUGGACGAUAGAGCAUACCGUAACAUCCAGGAGCUUGAAACGUAUGCUGAGAACACUCAGAGUGCUCUCUUGUACCUCACCUUGGAAAUGCUGGGUGUGAGGGACAUCCAUGCUGACCAUGCAGCCAGCCAUGUUGGGAAAGCGCAAGGCAUAGUUACCUGUUUAAGAGCAACUCCAUAUCAUAGUACGAGACAAAAGGUCUUUCUUCCCAUGGACAUUUGUAUGUUGCAUGGAGUUUCACAAGAGGAUUUCAUAAGAGGCAAGCAAGAGAAAAAUGUGAGAGAUGUAAUUUAUGACGUUGCCAGCCAGGCCCAUAUUCAUCUAGAACAUGCUAGAUCUUUCAGUAAGAAAGUUCCUGUGAAGGCAUAUCCUGCUUUUUUCUGUACGGUUGCUUUAGAUGAUUAUUUAUAUAGUAUGCGAAAAGUGGACUUCAAUGUAUUUCAUCCAAGCUUACAAAGGAAGAGUAUGUUAUUACCAUUGCAUUUAUAUAUUAGAUCUUGGAAAAAAACGUAUUAAAGUGGUUUUUUUUAAUAUG
This is a messenger RNA of Leptosomus discolor (cuckoo roller), 601 nucleotides long. Lineage: Eukaryota; Metazoa; Chordata; Aves; Leptosomiformes; Leptosomidae. The record is from RefSeq and is a predicted model, not a curated record.